Messenger RNA from Aplosporella prunicola CBS 121167, 1056 nucleotides. RefSeq lists its product as uncharacterized. Gene Ontology annotation, biological process: transcription by RNA polymerase III. The record is from RefSeq and is a predicted model, not a curated record. Gene Ontology annotation, cellular component: RNA polymerase III complex. The transcript has 3 exons. NCBI's taxonomy places the organism in Eukaryota, Fungi, Ascomycota, Dothideomycetes, Botryosphaeriales, Aplosporellaceae. The coding region runs from base 78 to 818 and encodes 246 amino acids.
CUACCAUGCACCCCACUGCAUUCCCUUUGCUCCGGUAGCACAUCCACGCCCAGUCGCCCACAUAAUCCCCAACAAUCAUGGGCAGCAGAUGGGGAGGAGGAGGCGGUGGUGGCCGCGGCGGCGUCGGCAAGAUCGGCGGCGCAGACGUGCCAUGGGAGUACGAUCCGGACUUGAAGAUAGAGACAAAGCCCUCGGAGUUAUUCCCACCCAAACCACCACCCAUUGCGCCUCCGCCGCGCCGCCCCGAGCGCUCCGCCGUCGCCCGCUACCGCGCCCUGCGUGAGCGCAUCCACGAGGGCCCGCUCUACACGGUCCUGGGCGACACGGCGCGCGUGUCCAAGUCGCGCCCUGGCGCCACCGCAGUCGUGGAUCCUUUCGAGGGCAUGCCCACCUAUUCGCAAAAGUACAAGAAGCAACGGCGCAAGAUCCCGCGCCUCGACACCCGGCCCUACAUACUCAAGUUCUUCCCCGCCGAGCUCUGGACCACGCUCGACCCCACGCUCAAAGAUGGCGGCGGCAACGCCGGCGGCGCCCUGAAGCGCAAGCGCAAAACGCUGCAAAUCGCGAAGAGCAACCGGCUCAGCCGGCUGGAAGAGCUGGAAGAAGACGGCGACCUGGACCGCGACGACGACGACGACGACGGCGACCUCGACAAGGACGACCCCGACGCCCAGCAGGAGGAGCAGGAUGACGACUUCGAGGAGGACGAGAGCGACCUCGACGACUACAAUGCCGAAAACUACUUUGACAACGGCGAGGACGACGACUUUGGCGACGAGGGCGGCGGAGGUGGCGGCGAUGGCUACGACGAGUGGUAGGGAUAGUCCCGUCCCGCCCGCCUGCUCGCCCCUCGGGAGGGCGUUUAGUGCGUUUGGUGUUUCGGCAUGGUCUUUUGGCUUGCUUGCAUGGAUUUGGCGUUUAAAAGCGGGAAGAGCCGUGCCCUGGCGCUGCUACUGCUACUACUACUUUUUUGCUACUUCUACCGCUUCUAGGAGUACUUCAGCUCUGUUUCGAUAUACCUCCAGAUCCGAUAAUCACAUCAUAUGAAACGCUCCU